AUGACCAAGGUUCUUCCAUAUGAUGCUUUCAACAUGUGCAAGGCAAGAGCAGGUCUCAUGACACUUCAUGAAGCAGUGCAGCAGUUUGAGGAGAAUGAGGAGUAUGAGGAGAAGCAGCAUGGGCUGCACAAAUGGUUACGCGCAACACUGCCUGACCGCUACUACUUGUACAACACGCGAGUGAAGGUACGAAGCAGCAGAGCCGUGUUAUGCGGUGUACUGGACGCAGCACCGUGCUCUCGUCCAUCCCGUCGUCACACCCCCUCGUUUCGCCCACUGGCGUGUGGUCCGCCUCGCCGCCUGAGUUGGCCCGGCAUGGAAGCGGCGACGGCCGUGCUCUUGUCGCAGACGGACCACCAUCUAUUCGAGGUGGCGCACCCGCGCCUCGACGUCUUCAACUCGCCGCGCUGCACGCGCCUCGCCACGCAGGCAUGGACGGGCCGGCGACUCGUCGCUCUCGACGCCGCCUCGAUCGAACCGCGCCUUCGCGAUCCGGACAUCGCGGCCGUUCCUUCCGGCUCUCACGAAGCGCAGCGGUCGUUAGGGUCCGACGUGGCACGGGGCGCCAUUCCGAUCCGCCUGUGCGAGGACGCGUAUCCCGGGUGGAUAUCGGCUGCUGACGUGGCUCAAGGCGCCAUCCGUCGCCUAUCCAUUGGCUCAGGCAAUGCGGGGGAUAGGGACAAACGAAAGGGCGGAGGAGGGGAGUGUGAAGGCGGAGGCACGGCGGAGAAUGGGGGCAUGGGGGUGGGCGUGGGGGAACAGGAGCGCUUGGCGAGGGAGAGAGAGGCCGCGGUUGCAUUCGCGGAGGCGGCGCGGGCGGGUGGCGAUGGGUACCUGUGGGGCGGCACCACGGGGCCGCACUUCGACUGCAGCGGGCUCGUGCAGCGCGCUUAUGCAUCUGCUGGAGUGUGGGUGCCUCGAGAUGCCUUUCAGCAGGAGGUUUUCUGUCGGCCAGUCAGUGUGGACGGCAUUGCAAGAGGCGAUCUG
Molecule: messenger RNA, 987 nt
Organism: Closterium sp. Yama58-4
Lineage: Eukaryota; Viridiplantae; Streptophyta; Zygnematophyceae; Desmidiales; Closteriaceae
Source: the annotation of a GenBank genome assembly